AUGGAUCAUGCUGAAGAAAAUGAAAUCCUUGCAGCAACCCAGAGGUACUAUGUGGAAAGGCCUAUCUUUAGUCAUCCGGUCCUCCAGGAAAGACUACACAAAAAGGACAAGGUUUCGGAUUCCAUUGGGGAUAAGCUGAAACAGGCAUUCACAUGUACUCCUAAAAAAAUAAGAAAUAUCAUUUAUAUGUUCCUACCCAUAACGAAAUGGUUACCAGCAUACAAAUUCAAGGAGUAUGUGUUGGGUGACUUGGUCUCAGGCAUAAGUACAGGAGUGCUUCAGCUUCCUCAAGUAUUUUUGUUUGAGGACCUGCCAGAAGAUUUUGUCCUUUUAGGCUAUCUUAGAAAUGACUUUUCUCAUUUUUGCCUAGGUGUCUGUAGGUUCGGAUUUGUGGCCAUAUAUCUCACAGAGCCUCUGGUCCGUGGGUUCACCACUGCAGCAGCUGUGCAUGUCUUCACCUCCAUGUUAAAAUACCUGUUCGGAGUUAAAACAAAGCGGUACAGUGGGAUCUUUUCAGUGGUGUAUAGUACAGUUGCUGUGUUGCAGAAUGUUAAAAACCUCAACGUGUGUUCUCUAGGCGUCGGUCUGAUGGUUUUUGGUUUGCUGUUGGGUGGCAAGGAGUUUAAUGAAAGAUUUAAAGAGAAAUUGCCAGCACCCAUUCCUUUAGAGUUCUUUGCGGUGGUCAUGGGAACUGGCAUUUCAGCUGGGUUCAACUUGAAAGAAUCUUACAAUGUGGAUGUCGUUGGAACACUUCCUCUGGGGCUACUACCUCCGGCCAAUCCGGACACCAGCCUCUUCCACCUCGUAUACGUGGAUGCCAUUGCCAUAGCCAUCGUUGGAUUUUCAGUGACCAUCUCAAUGGCCAAGACCUUGGCAAAUAAACAUGGCUAUCAGGUUGACGGCAAUCAGGAGCUCAUUGCCCUGGGACUGUGCAAUUCCAUUGGCUCGCUCUUCCAGACCUUUUCAAUCUCAUGCUCCUUGUCUCGAAGCCUUGUUCAGGAGGGAACAGGAGGGAAGACACAGCUUGCAGGUUGUUUGGCCUCGUUAAUGAUUCUGCUGGUCAUAUUAGCCACUGGAUUCCUCUUUGAAUCAUUACCCCAGGCUGUGCUGUCGGCCAUUGUGAUCGUCAACCUGAAGGGAAUGUUUAUGCAGUUCUCAGAUCUCCCCUUUUUCUGGAGAACCAGCAAAAUAGAGCUGACCAUCUGGCUUACCACUUUUGUGUCCUCCUUGUUCCUGGGAUUGGACUACGGUUUGAUUACUGCUGUGAUCAUUGCUCUGUUGACGGUGAUUUACAGAACACAGAGUCCGAGCUACAAAGUCCUUGGACAGCUUCCCGACACUGAUGUAUACAUUGAUAUAGACGCAUAUGAGGAGGUGAAAGAAAUUCCUGGAAUAAAAAUAUUCCAAAUAAAUGCCCCAAUUUACUAUGCAAAUAGCGACUUGUAUAGCAAUGCAUUAAAAAGAAAGGCAGUGGUUUUUGAAUACUUGGCCUGCUCCCAAGUUGUGAAUGACCUCACUCGGAAUAGAUUCUUUGAAAAUCCUGCCUUAUGGGAGCUGCUGUUCCACAGCAUUCAUGAUGCAGUUCUAGGCAGCCAAGCUCGAGAGGCACUCGCUGAACAAGAAGCCUCAGCGCUCCCUCCCCAGGAUGACUUGGAGCCGAAUGCCACUCCUGCCACUCCAGAGGCGUAGAUGAGGACCUCAGCCUGGGGUUAUGAGCUUCUCAUGAAAUUUCUAAUU
Molecule: messenger RNA, 1737 nt
Organism: Propithecus coquereli (Coquerel's sifaka)
Lineage: Eukaryota; Metazoa; Chordata; Mammalia; Primates; Indriidae
Gene: SLC26A5
Product: solute carrier family 26 (anion exchanger), member 5
Exons: 15
Coding region: 1-1689 (562 amino acids)
Biological process (GO): transmembrane transport
Cellular component (GO): membrane
Molecular function (GO): chloride transmembrane transporter activity; oxalate transmembrane transporter activity; sulfate transmembrane transporter activity
Source: RefSeq, a predicted model, not a curated record